Cinara cedri is the source of this 20795-nucleotide messenger RNA. The record is from the annotation of a GenBank genome assembly. NCBI's taxonomy places the organism in Eukaryota, Metazoa, Arthropoda, Insecta, Hemiptera, Aphididae.
AUGCCUCGAACAAGUAGUCGAAAAAGGAAUAACCAUCGAAAUGCUAUUGCUACUGCAUUGAGAUUGCCUACUGAUUCCAAUUUAUCAGCAAAUGCUCCAGAGUUCAUUCCACUAAGUCAACAUAAUAUAGGUACACUUAAUAAUAACAUUACAAUAUUACUUAGUUUAUAACUAUUAUACAUGUGAUAGAACAAAUAGCUGAAGAUAUGUAAAUCAUAUUUUCAAAACAAUGUUUUUAAGAAUUCUUCUUUCUCAUAUGGUUAACUAAAAUAACCUAUUUUAGAUUCUGAGCAGAGCGAGGAUUGUAUUUGUUUUACAGUGGUGUUUAUUUAUUAUUAUUUUUUUCUCUGAACAACUUUUUUAACAAUAAUUUUACUCCGCUUUUCAAGUGUAUCUAACACAUUUUUUGAAAGAAAAUUUGACGGGAUGACACUAUAGGAAAGUCAAUUUUUGAUUCUCCCAAAAUUUUUUAUAAUGGGAAAAACGGCAAAAUUUAUGAAAUGUAUUAUUUUUAAAUCAUAAGUAUUACGACCUUUUAAAACAUGUAUAACCAAAUUCCGCUCAUAAUCGUUUGUUUUUGGGCAAUGAUUAAUCUUUACAUUGAAAUAUACAUUAAAUGUCCCCUCUACCUCUUUAAUUUCUCACCUACAACAGUGGCCCAUCCAUCGUGCAAAGUAUGUCCAUUUGUUUUUUGUAUUUAUUUAGAUAAAAAUGUAGGUAAAAUUUUCUAUACUAAUCCUAAAGUAGAUUAUUUUAAUACCUAUUUAAAAAAUAGAUUUUUGACAUUAAAAUUUCAAAACAAUAUUUUCAAUAAUAAAACGUGUUCUGUAUCUUGGCUUAUUAACUGGUACCUUUGACAAAUUCUAAAUGAUUACAAUUACCAUUUUAAUGCAUUUCUGUCAUUGUUUUUCCUUUCAAUUUUGUAAUAUUUAGGAAAUCUUAAUAUUCAUGGUGAUUUAAGCGUGCUCCAUUCUUUUGGUUCAAUUUUUCACAUAUUCAAAUUAUGAUUUUUGGAAUUUUUAACUGUAGUUAAAGCCGAUAUUUUCGAAUACUUAUAUUUUUCACAUCAUUUAAAGAAUAUCCUGUGGUAAUACCAACUAAAGUUUUUAAAUGAGAAACUAUAUUAAAAAAUUCAUAAACAGACAAAGUAUUAUUUAAGAUUUUUUUUUGGUGUCAACAUUAUUUAUUUUUGUUUACCUGUUAACGAGAUAUUCCAAUUUUAAGUUUAGCUGUUAGGAGAGUAGUGGAUUAUUAUUUGUGUGUCAGCACGGCACAUGGCAUUUUAUUAGUGCUCCAUUACUCCCCCUACCUAAAUUUAAAAGUGGAAUAUCUCAUUAAUGGGUAGAUGGAUAUGAACAAUUUUGAUACUAAAAUUUAUCUUAAUUAAUACUCUGUCUAUUUAUGGAUUUUUGUAUAUAGGUUCUCAUUUGAAAAACCAAAGUGGGUAUAUCACCACAGGAAAUUCCUUAAAUGUUGUGAAAAAUCUAAGUAUUCAAAAAUAUUGGCUUUAAUUAACUAUACUUAAAAAUGUAUAAUAUAAAUAUAUGCAAUAUUUAACCAAUAAAAUGUGGUGUGCACGCUUAGUAAAUCACCCUGUAUUAAAUAAAUAAAAUAAAGCUACUGUAAAGUAAGGUAGGUUCUAUUUGUUUUCAAUUAUUAUUUUAAGUAAUCUAUAAAUGUCUAUAAAAUUGUUUUACCAGUUUCAUUCAUAAUUAAAAUUAAAAUAUAUCUAGAUAUAAUAUAGUCUUAAAAUUCUUUAUUCAAUUUUUGAAUUAAUUAGAAUAUUUGUUGAGGUUUAACUAAUAACAUUUUACUACCAAAAUCUCUUGGUACAAUAUGGUGCUGAAAUCACAUAAAUCUAAUCCUAUCUAUUGACUUAAAAUUUCAACUAAAAAUAAAUAUUUCAAAUGAGAACUUUUGAUUAUUUUCAUAGUUCCUCUAAAAUGUAUCUAUAAAACAGUAUAAAUUAGAAACGUGUUACCUAUUAUUUAAAUGUUCUCAUAGUUACUAAUGUAUUAUCUAUUGUUUGAUUUAAACAUUUCAAUUAAUUUAAUUUUAUAAAUUUUUGUAGUCAAUAAUGAUAAUAUUGCAAAUCAAAGGGACAAUUCAGCAAUUCAACCAAUGGCAUUGGAUGGAUGUUCCAGUGAGCCUAAUAGUAGUGGGUCAGUUAUAAUUUACAUACAAUUUUAACUAAAAAUUUUUUUCAUCAUUAAUAUAUUAUGUUAUUUGUUUUAGGAAUGAUAAUAACUCUGAAGCUACUAAAAGCAUUUGUUCUUUACCAAAUGCCAACGCAAAUAAAGGGCAACGAGAUUUACUUAUUAACCUUUUAAAUACCUCUAAAGUCGACUGUGUAAUAUGUUAUGAGCUAACUAAAAAUGUUGAACCGAUUUGGAACUGUCGUAAUUGUUUUCAAAUUAUGCAUUUAAAAUGUGUGAUGGUGUGGUUCAUCAAAUCUCACCGCCGUAAGUAGUUUAUUUUUCACUUAAAUAAUUUAAAUUACAACUUAAAGUAAAGUAAUAAAACUGAUUAAUCAGUGAUGUCUAAAAUAAAAAUUAUGAAAUAUACUUUAAAUAUUAUUAAAUGUGUAACUGUACCAUUCUCUGAGAGAAUAAAUCUGCUAGUACAUAUUGCUUCCCUCUAUAAUAGGAUCAGUGAAUAUCUGUGUCUACUGGUAGUUUUUUUCUAUUUUUAAGGGUUUUAUGUUUGGGAGUAUUGAGAAUCGUUGGCAGGCAGGUGGUAUUUAAUCAAUCAUAUUUUAGAAAUUAAUUUUCAUUUGUUCAUCCAUGGUACGGUAUUCCACAAUAAUUCUGUUGAAAUAAAAUACGUGGUACUAUAAAAUAAGCAUAAUAAACUGUAUCUCACUUAAUACAAUCUUGAAACUUCUUUAUUCUUGGGUAUCCUGUCUGGUAUUCCCUUAAAGGUUUUUACAUAGGAAAGUGCUCAUAAUUUUAAAACAUUGAAGGGAUUUCGAUUUAUCUAUUAUCAACAGUUUCAAAUUGUCCAUUCCAGUUCAAUUUGAGAAAACUAAACCAGUUUAAGGUUCUUAUUUAUUAUAAUUGACAUGAAAUUUUUCGUCUUUCAACAUUAGCUACUUGUCUUGCAUUAAUUUUUAGAAAUAAGCCAAACUUAUUGACUUUGUACGUGCCCUCAGAUGACUAGUUUUUCAAUAGAUAUGGUAAAAUUGUAUCUUUCCACAAUGCAAUACUGUUAUUUUCUACACCUUCAACUUUAUCACAAAUUGUAAGGUAGACAAAUAUGUGCCUUUUUCUAAAUCGAUUAAGACUACCAUCAGAGUCAUAAUGUUCAAAUUUAUUAUGCUAUCAAUUAGCUUUUUCUGUUAAAACAGUCUUUCAUUUACAACCAAAUUUAAUGUGCUAGUCUAUUGAAACCACUUUUUUAAAAUAUUUUCUAUUACAUGGAGUGUUAAUAGUUUAUAUUCAAUAUACCAAUUUAUACGUACAUCAUACUAUCAAAUACUGUUUGUUUAUUAUCAAUUGAUAAACCUUUCCUCUUUAGUAGCUGUACUUGUAUAAACUAUAUGAAACCAUACAAAUUUCCGUGAUGUAUAUCACCUUCUCCACAUUCAAUGCUCACACAAAUGACUAAUAUAAACAAUUUCAUGAUGUUAAAAACUACUACAUUAUCAAUCAAUAAUUAAUAAUUAUAGCAACAUUCCAAAUUUCAAAUUCCAACAUUUUCAUCAUUGGUGUGACAGUACAGCGCGCAGCAUCUUAACAAUGCACCACUACUCUCCAACCUAAAAUUAAAAGUGGAAUAUCUCAUCAACAGCCUGACAAAAAUCAAAAUUUUAACACUUACAUUUAUUUAACUAAUGCUCCAUCUAUUAAUGGUAUUUUUAAUAUAGGUUGCCAUUUGCAAAUCAAAAUUAGGUAGUAGUUUUACCUCAAAAAAUAAGGGUGACAAAAAAUAACAUAAAUAUAAAAUUGUAGAGCUGCUUAUUUCUUAAAUAUUUUAGAAAACAAAUUCUGAAAACAGUUACUACUUUUCAAGAUCAUGAGUGUACCCACUUAAUUGGAUUACCUGAUAUUAGAUUAGUUAAUUUAGCUAAACAACAAGCAUUUUGAUGUAGCUUUUGUAUUACAAACUACUAAAUGGUAACAUAAACUGGCCUACCUUUUUUCCUCAAAUUUGGUUUCAUAUUCCUUCAACUAAUAAGAAUUACAUUAACAACUCAAUAUUUUGCUUGUCCAAGUCGUGUAAUGUAAGAAUACCGGAUUUAUUCAUUAUAAAUACAGAACAUUUUAAAUUACUUAAAAAUUACCUAUAUCCCAACAAACCAUGUGGUGGGAGGAGAGGUGGGAUGGUUAGAACAUAGCCCACAAAAUUAGUUAUCUGAUCAAAAUCGAAAGUUUUCCUUUAUGGUAAUUUUUGUGCGAAAAAUUAUGUUAAAAUCAAAACUGACAUAUUAAUAUUUUAAUGUUCAUUGUUCAUAAAUUUAAUUUGUUUACACUUCUACAGUGAUACAUACUACCCAAUCUCAUGAUAUCAUGCGUCUACUGUUGGGGCCUAGGCAUGCUAACUGCAAGUUGAAAAAAGUAAAGCUCUAAUCUCCUUAGUAAUUAUAACAAUCAAUCUUAAUUUAUUUCAUCAAAAUAUAUUUUGCAAUUAUUUGUCAACUAUUUGACAUAACUAUAGAUAUUAUUGAUAAAACAAAUUUGAAUUAUAUAAUUUAAGAAAUAAGGUGAAUUAAAAGACGUAUGGAAUGGGGAAUUAGAAAUAUGGAAAGAAAUUGUUAUUUAGAAUAUUUGGUCAGGACAUCAGGACACUUGUCGGUGUCAAUUUUACAAGGCAAUUCCGUAUAAUAUACGGGACAUAAGAGACCCUUAUUAUAAUAACUUGGAGAAUUUCAAUUUCAAUAAUGGAUAAAUUUAAAAAAUUAAAAAUGCUUAUGUUAUCUUCAUGAAAAUGUGUAUGGUUAUAUUAUGUUAUUAAUAUUUAAACUUUAAUUAUAGUAAUCUUCCCCCUUUCGAGUAUUAAAUAAUUAAAUAAAUAAAUAAAUAAUAUGAAUUAUCUGAUAAUUUUAUUGUAAUGUGUUAUAAUCACACUAAGUAAAAUUAUCAAAUAAAAGAUAAAAUAUGGGUGAAAAGUUUCCGUGGCAAAUAUAUUGCCAUUUUUUCUUUCUAUAAAAUCAUUUAAUACAUAUUUUAGAUUAUGAUCUUAAGGAUGGAUCAAAUAUUAAAAUAUGUAUAAUAGAUUUCAAAAAAAAAAAACUCAAUUUUUGAAUUCUAAAAUUAGAAUUUUCAGAACAUGAAUUCUAAAAUCUGGAUUUUUAUACUUCAAAAUUUGAAAUCCGGAUUUAAGUCACAUUACUAACAAGAACUAGGGACUGGAAAAAAUCCAUGUAUUUAGUGUCUUAAAUAAGCGUCUUAAUAAUGAUUUUCUGUUUACUAAUUAAUUUUAAUAUUUACUUCCUUUUUUAAUAUCUAUAUAUUUUUUUUUAAAUAUCAAUAACAAAAUAUAUUAAAUGAGUCAUUUUGGCUCAGCACUAAUAUAAUUAUAAUUUACCUAUUAGCUAAUUAUUUAUACAAAUUUUAGUUUUUUAUAUUAUCUUUAUUUAACCAAUAUAUUCAAAUGAUAUAAAUAUAUUUUUAAUUUUAUAGUCUUAUUAAAGUAUAGUUAAAUUACUUUAUUCUUUUUUGUUUUAGAUGCUUCCUGGAGGUGUCCAGCAUGUCAAAAUGAAGUAUUUGGAAAACCAAAUUAUUUAUGUUUUUGUGGUUCUUUACCAAAUCCUUUUGCUAACAAUGUGGAUACUCCACAUUCCUGUGGUCAAGUAUGUGGACUGCAAAAAAAAAAUGCUUAUGAAGAAUACGAUGAUUGUCAUCAUAAGUGUACAUUGUUAUGUCAUCCUGGCCCCUGUCCUAGAUGUGUUGUACAAGUUCUGAGGUUGUUAUUUUAUUAUAUUUUAUAUUUUAAUUUUAAUACAAAUUAUAUGUUUUUAGAAAAUGUGGGUGUGGAAAAACUCAAUCUUAUGCUCAAUGUGGACAGUCAUCUCCAAUUCUGUGCAAAAAUAAAUGCUUUAAAACAUUAAAAUGCAACAAUCAUGUGUGCCAAAAACAAUGUCAUAGUGAUGAAUGUGGGCCAUGCGAUAAACACUGUCAACAAGGUAUGUAUCUUUGAUAAUGAAGAAUAUAUUAUGACAAAUUUUAAUUAGUAAAAAAUAAUGUACUAGUUUUUUUUUAAAAAAAACUUAACAAUACUAUUAAAAUUUAAUCUUUAUAAAAUAUGCUAUUAAAUUAAAAAUCUAUAUCAAUUCAUUAUUAAAUAUAAAAUUAUAAAUAUUUGAAUGGAGUUUCCUCUACAGUAGUUCUAAUUGGUAAUGGUUUGAACUGAUUGUUUAAUAUUUAUAUAUUUAUUUAUUACCUAUAAUUUAAAAAUCAAUACGUUUUUAAGACAUUGAUUUUUAACUUAUUAAUGUAACAAGCCAUGUUCAAUAUAUUCAUUGAUUCAUUUAGAGAUACUUUUUACAAAAAUUAAAAAAAAAAAUCAAGUAAUUAAAUUUAAUCUGACAAUUUUUACUGUCAUACAAAAGUCCUAUUCUUUAUUUUUUAAAGAUAAUUGAUAAUGUUGGCCGUAACUGCGGCUAAUAUGGUUCAUUCUGAAGUUCCAAUUUUUGAUAAUGCAUUUUAGCAUUUUGAGUGGUAUUCCAAUUUGUUUUCAAUUUAUCUAUCGUAGUUUGCUUAUUCAUAUAGACAUGAAGAAAUUUGCUGUUCCAAAGGAAAAGGUUUAGAGGCAUGAUAUCACAUGAUCUAGGCGGCCAAUUCAAUAGACCAAAGCGCGAAAUUAAUUGUUUACUAAUUUGUUCUCAUAAUAAAAACAUGGUUUCACAGGCUGUGAGACAAGUAGUGCCAUAGCCAUAAGCUUGUGGUCUUGUGGGAACCAAAUCUCUUUGAGAGCACAAUAUCAGGUAGCUAAUAGUCACUUAUCAUGACACAGUAAUGAACACCAUUUACACAUAUGUUCAGACUGGCCUCAUUUUUUAAUAAAUAUGGACUGAUGAUCAUCUAUAAAUCACUCAAAAUUGUAGUUUUGUCUUGAAAUGUAGUGGUAGCUCUUAAACCUUCUUCAGGUUGGUUGCUCUUUGGCCCAAAUAUGGUGAUUUUGCUUAUUAACGUAGUCAUUAAGUCAAAAAUGGGCCUCAACAUUGAACAACUUUUUUGACAACAACGGUGGAUCUUCUUUAGUUAAGCCAAGCUAUACUAUUGAGAACACUAUUGCUACUGUGUAUUUAUUUCUCUACAUAAUUUAGUUAUGUCCCUUAUUGUUCAAUAAUGUGAGUUUUACAUUUUUUGAUGGUAAAGUGAAUUGUGCGUGCAGUCGAUAACACAAGACACAUUCCUUGAAGAAUGCUGAUUUUAAUAAUAUAGCUAAACAAUUUGUAGCCUCUGCCGAGCUGUUUUUCCAUAAUGAAAUGUCUGAACAAAGUAUUGAACAAAAAUACUAUAAUGAUUUGCACAAUUUAUGUGUUUUCUUUUAUAAAAUCCCAACAUAAAAAUAGUACCUCUAAAUGAAUCUCAUAUUAUUUUAUAAUUUUUAGAUUCUGUGGCUAUUGAGCAAUAUUUUGAUUUUAUUAUAAUGUGUUUUUUUUUCCAAUCAUCAACUUUAGGGAGUGUUUCUGAUAGUUAUGUCUUUGAGAUGAGAAAAAAAAAUUAUGUAAUAUUGGUUUCUGUUAGGUUUUUUUUUUUUGUAAUUCAGUUAAUAAUCAAAUCUGAAAUUUAAUAACCUAAUGAAUGUUUUUUAUUUUUCAUUCAGAAAAGAACCAUUUAUUUAAAUGUCUUACAUUUGUAAAUUCUAAUUUAUACAAAAUUACUAAUAUUAAAUACAUUUUGUGCAGAUAAUUUUCUUUAGGCUUUUAUACUGUUGCAAUAUUUUCAAUUUUUAAUCAGUGAAUUGAUAUAAGGCAAUUAAAUCAACUUCAAAAAAUAUAAAUAAUGUAUUAUAAAACGAUGAUAUUUAUUAAGUUUUGCUAAAUUAAAAUAUUCUAUAGUUAAUUGAAAGAAAACUCAUCAUUUAUGUAAAUAUCAUUAAAUGAAAUAAGUUUGAGAAGAAAUUAUGAUAUUGUUUUGUUUUUUAGUGCAUUUUAAAGGAAUUAAAAAUUCUUUAAUUUUAUUUAUAACAAUUUUAAAUAUGUUUUGAAUUUAGUUAAUUAUAUUAACUGUUCAUUCAGUAUAUUAUUUUUAUUUUCAAUAUUAUUCUUAAAUCAAAAAUUAUACCAAUGAAAGGUGUUGUUCUUUACGUAUUAAAUUUGGUUUUUGAACAUCUAAUUUGCUGAGUGUCAACAUGUGUUACCAUGUUAAUGGUAAGUAAUGGUAGAAAUAAAUGUACAUUGUAAAUUGAUAUUUUAGGCGUUUUUUACAUAGUAACUAAGAAAAUCAAUUGUAAUUAUUAAAUUUUAUUAAAGAUAUAAUUAAUAAUAAUAUUUUUAUUUCAAAUCAAGUUUUAUUCUUAGAAUUGAUGAUUUUCAUACUAAUGCCGGGCUGCAUGAUAAUCAUUCCGUAAUUAUUAAAUAAUAAUAAUUUAAUAAUUAAAAUUACUAAUUAGUUACACAAUCAUUUUACAAAUUUUUCAAAGAGCAUAAACAUAAUAUGUUUAUAAUAAUAUAUAUUUAAAAUGCGUAUAUUUUGUACAGCAGCUGCUGUUGUCAUGUUCAUAUCAAAUCAAAGUUGUUAUCAGAGACAGAGUUAUGAAUAUAACUAUUAAUAUUGGAAUCUAUUUGCUUAGAGGGAUAUUUUCAAUUUCGUCAUUUUUUUUUUUUUUUAUCAUUUGUUUGAUCUGUGAUUAAAAAUGUUAAUAUUAUGUUACAAUAUGCUAAAAGAAUUGAAAAUUAAUUAAAUUAAUCUUCACUAUCAUUAUUAAUAAUGAAUCAUAAUAUAACGAGUUUUUAAAAUUUACAGAGCCUUAAUUGAAUGGAUCGUUUAAUUAAAAUUUACAGAACAAUUAUGCGACCCAGCAUAAGUUAUAUGUUAAGUUUGAACUAUUUUAUAUUUUUAACACCCAAAUGGCAAUUUAACAAAAGUAAAUGAAAAUUCAUAAAUAAGGUGAAAUGAUAACAGUACAAAUUAUUUUUUAGUUAAUUUAUUAGUUCAAUUUGAGUCAUUAUGGUUCUACACAAAGUUUCAUCUGGAAUACAGAUCAUAUUUUAGACUCUGAGCAAUGAAUGUAUUCGUUAUAUAAUAAUGUUUAUUUUUUUUGUAUACUAUGUACAAAAUUCUACCAGAAAUCUUGCCCCGAUUUUCAGGUUAUUAUUUAAAUUUUGUUCUUUUAUUCUGAUUCAGUUAAAAAUAUUUAAAGAGACUUGAAAUAUAGACAGAAAACUUACAUUUUUUGCCUUUUCUAGAGACAUAGUCAAAUUUUCAAAACAUUAUUAAGCCAUUUUUGUGCUAUUUAUAGACAUUCUAAUAACUGGUUUUUUAUGUAAUAUUUAUUCAGUCUGUACUCUGUAGAUAAAAUUGUUAGACCUAAUAGAAAUGCUUCAAAUUUAAACAGGAAGUUCAUUAUAAAUUGUACUCAAUGGCCAACAAUAAGUUAAAUGUUAUAUAUAUAUUUUUUUUUUAUAUAUAUAUAUAUAUAAGAGUUGUAACAUUAAGUUUUGAUGAAAAUUUUAAAUAUUAUGGCCUUUUAAAACAUGUAUAAUAACCAAACUUCACUUAGAAUCAUUCAUACAAAAAUACAUUAAAUUCUCUUCUACCUUCUCAAUGUCUCUCCUACAGUAGUGGCCUACCCAUUAUGCGAAGUAUGUUCGUCUUUUUUUAGAAUCAAAUUUGUUUUUUUACGCGUAUGGAUUAGAAAAGGAUACAACUAGCAUUUUCUUCUUUUUAUUAUUAGUAUUAUAUCAACAUUACGUUUGAAAUAUAUAUUUCUACAUUUUAGUAACAAAAAUAAAACCGGUAAUUUUCUUGACCAUUGAAAACUGUUUUUUAAAAAAAAUAUCAACUUCAUUUAUAGCUUAAGUAUUAAUCUUGAAACUGGUUUGUUUUUUUUUUUACAUUGUGCAUGAUAAUUUGCACUUAACAUGUGUAUUUAUGGAUAAAUACUUUUUAUUUAACAAAAGUUUUAACUUUUAAAAAAAUUGUAAAAAACGCCUUAAAAUUUAAGGUCUUGUAAUUACUUAAAAACAUGAAGAAUACGUAAAGAACGCCUAAAUACAUUACCAUUUAUUUAAUAUAUAAUUAUUUAACAUUGUUGUUUUAGAUAAUUCUGAUGAUGAAGUUAGGAUGAGUCAAUCAGAGUUAAUAGAGGAAUUGGCUAGAAGAAGCCCUUUAAAUAAUAGAACACCACCAUUUCGAUCUCUAAGAACUUCAGCUCUUGUUUCUGAGGAAGAAUUACGAAUGUUGGGCUUAAACCCAGAAGAAUUACUCAAUAGGACAGAUGAGGAAAAUUUCGAUUUAGGUGAAGAAAUGUUAAUAGCUGCAAAUAAUUACAAUGAUGACGAUGACGAUGACGAUGACGACGAUGAUGAUGAUGAUGAUGAUGAUGAUGAUGAUGAUGAUGUUGAUGAUGAUUAUGAUGAAGAUGAAGAUGACAUUGAUGAUAAUUUAAUUGAGGGUAUCAAUGAAGAAAUGGAUGAGUUCUUUUGGAGAGAAUCUCAUAUGAGGGGUCAGCCCACUGCGAGAUUCCCUUUUGCAACAAUGUUUUCUGUAAAUGGAAUUCGAUCUAAUUUAGCAAAUGAAAACAAUUCUGAUUCAAAUAAUUCAAAUACAGAUGAACCUAAUGGAUCAGGAGAUGGGAGUGGAUCACAAAUUUCGAUUUCAAGAAAUGGAUUAUUUUUAAUGGACAAUGAAAGUGAUGUUAGUGAUGCAGAUGAUGGUGAUAAUAGUGUUCCUAGUACUUCGAGUUCAUCUAGUCCUAUUAGUAAUUCUAGUUCUAUUCCUAGUUCUCCUAAUUUGUCUAUUGAUAUUAGUAGUGAUGAUAAUGAUAAUGUAAAUGGUAUUGACUCACCAAUGGAAAGUGAAGCAAGCAAUAAUUCUUGGGGCACGAAUUUGGAACUUAAUCAAAGUGAUGAAUCGCAUCAAAGUCAUAUUUAUUCUGAAGAUUCUACUAGUAGUUCCCAUAAUAGCAAUGGUAUGGAUAAUUCCAAUGUUGACUUAGAUACCAGUGAUUCUUCUGAGUAAUACUUCAAAUAAAAUAAAAUGUUUACCAAUUAUUUUAAAAUAUAAUGUUAAUAAAAUAUUAUAUAAUCAACUUUUUUUUAUAAUAGAUAUAAAAAACAAUAUUUUAUUGUAUAAAGAGUGCCAAUAUUCAUUAUACUUAUUUUUAUUAUAAAUACAUAUAUGUCUAUUAUUAUAACUCUAGUAAAAUAUCUGUGUUAAGCUAAUUAAAAAAAUAUAUUAUUUAAACUUCAUUAAACAGUUAAUACAAUAAGUUUGAUAAUGUAUAUUUUACUCUGAUGUGCAUUAAGUUUAGUUAUUAUUUUGAUUAGUUAGAAUUGCAAAAAUUAUGAAUGCUAACUAAGUAAAUAAUUAUGCUGUACAAUAUAUAUUUUGGUAAACAAUGGAAAAAUAAUAUUAUUGUUUGAGUAAAACGUAUCAUAUUACUAGACAAUAUUUAUGCAUUAAAUAAAUAGUUAAAUUAAAUUAUAAUGAAUAAAACAAAUGAUAAAUAGAAAAUAUAAUGGUUUUUGAUGUUUUAUUAUUUUAUAUUUUAGGUAUAGUUUUUUUAUUCAUAAUGAAAAGCUAAUUUAAAAAAAAAAUCCAUACAGACCUUAAUCAUAUUAAAUGCUAAAAUCUUAAUAGAUUCUUAUAAAAAUUAAAUUAAAUAUGUAACUGAAGAUUUAAGACUUUUUUUUUUUUUUUUUUUUUGAUUGAAAGAAAUUGUAGAAAACUGUAGACAUUACCGUCUUGCUAUUAAUGAGGAUAUCAGUCUGGUGUUUACUUACCAUUUACAGUCACAUUCAUUCAAUUGCUGUCCUCUAAUUAUUAAAAGUCUAAUAUAAAAACCUAUAUCUUUAUCAGUCCCGUGGUUUCUUUCCUGUUUACAGUCGCAUAAUCCAGUUGCUGUUUAAAUUAGUUUGUUUUGCUUAUCUAAUUUGUUCAAAGGGUAACUAAUAAGUCAAUUUAUUUACUACUACUUGUUAAUUAUGGGGAGUAGAAAUUCUAAAAUAUUUGCAAUUGAGCUUGAAAAGUGCACUAAGUCUGUGUUCAUUGCUUUCAUUCCAAAGAAACCAUUUUUUUAGGAGUAAAAGCGAGUGAUAAUUUAAUGAUGUUGCUUAAUAAUUCCAUUGACUCUUUCAUAGUUCAAACAAUGCCAUGAAUGUAUUUCAUUCUGUUGUCUCUGUGCUUAGAAUUAUUUCUAAAAGUAAUCUGUUGAUUUAUAUGAAACUUAAAAAUAUUAUUACCAGUUGCGACUAUUGUUCUUCUUUGGAAAUUUUGCUGUCAAGCUGAUAAACCUUUGUAUUUGGCAUUGGUGGUUUCUGUAAUGAAUUGAACGAGGACCUUAAACUCUUGAGUUUAAUGUUGGAUCAGAUUAAAAUGCCUCUACUAAUUUAAUUGCUGCAUCCAAUCAGAAUUAUGCUCACUUUUUUGUCUCACGGUUCAGCCCUCAAGCCACCGUUGACCAAUUGAAAUAUAUGAUAACAUCGUAACGCAAUUAGUGAUAAAACCUCCAACAUACGAAUCAUUCUAUAUUCAUAUGUUGUUCAUUAGUUUCAAUGAUCUAGAACAUUUUUUUUGGUCUGAGUGACUCAUUGUUAAGAGAUUCUAGGGUUGUCUUCAACCAGAUAUAAUUUGUAUAUUUAGAAAAUUAAAUUAUAGAUUAUAUCGCUCAGCUUCUAUCAAAACUGAUUUUACACGUUUUUUUUUUUUUUGACUGAUAUACUUUAUGAUAAAUUUUUAAUUCGAAACCGGCAGUAUAAUACACUUAUUUUAAUACUCCAGGAAAUGCAUUUAUUCAUUUAUUUUUUUAUUUUUAUAUAUACAUUUUGUAUUUAAGAUUCCGAGCGUAGCAAGCGAGCUAUUGGUUUUACAAUGCUGUUUAUUUUUUUUUUUUUUUGUUCUAGUCUGUAGACACAUUUUUUCCUAGUAAACUUUCUUCGCUUUUUAUGUGUAACACCUUUUUUGAAAGCUCAAGUUGUCUAGAUUGAACUUAGAGAGGUAAUUUUUUGAUUUUUGACGCCAUUUUUAAAUAAAAGCAUUUAAGUGAGAUAAGUUGAUACACUUAAAAAUCGGAGCAAGUUAAUAGGAAAACGUGUCCACAGCUAGGACAAAGAAGAAAUAAACAGCAUUGUAAAACCAAUAGCUCCGUCGCUACUCUCGGAAUCUAAUAGUUGUAUUUAAUAACUGGUUGUUAUAUUUUUUCAUUUUUAUACCAAAAUAAUUGAAUGUUAAAAUUCAUUAUACAUUACAUACCAAAAUUGAUGUAUUUAGUUGAAAUAAAUAUAGUACUUAAUGAAUAUUGAAAAAAUAAUACAUUUAAUAGAAAAACAAUUCUUGUACUUAUAAUGUAGUUUUAAACAAAUUUAUUUAUGGAUAUGUAUUGAUGAUAAUAAACAGUUUUCUUUUUCAAGUUGGAAUAGAAUCCAGUGAAUAACAUUUCUCGCUUAAGCCACUAACAUGUUCAAUGGGCUAUGCUCGACUAGUUAAAUUAAUUUCCAACAUCUAAAAUACAAAAUAAUGUCCAAAUUAGUUAUUUUCUAAACUCACUACAGAAUAUGGUUACAGAGACAAUUCUUCAUAGAACGCUACAGCUACAAUCACAGUCUAUAUUAUAACAAUAAUAAUAAACAAUUAAUUUCCAAAUGUGCGUUUAUUAGACUGAGACCAGUGGUGCACAGAGGGGAAUCAACCUAACCCCCUCCGAAAUGUCUUCCUCUACUAUAUUUGUUUAAAUCAAGUUUUGCAUUCAACAACAUAAUAUCCUGUAUCAUAAAAUAAAAUAAAUUUUAAUUUCAUCAAAAAUAAUUUAUUCAGUAAUAAUAGUAAUAGUAAUGAUAAUUUGUGAUAUCCUUUCUAGAUAUUUUUACAAUAAAUAAAAGUUAUAUAUGCAUAAUAUUUUAUAUAACGUAAUAUUUCUUUACCGUUGGUUGCCAUUACUAAGUUUCAAGUUUACGUGUAUUUUUAACUGAAUUAUAGUAAAAGAACUCCUAGAAAUUAAAAUUCCUUAAAACUCAAAAGUUUUGGCAAUGAUACCGUACGAAAGUAAAUCAAAAAAGCAACAAAAAAUGUACCUUGUGAUUUUUCGAUUAAAUAAUUUUUUCUGGUAAAAAACCAUGUUUUUAUAAAAUAAUGAAAUCGUGAAUUGUACAUUUUUUCCCACUCAGAUGCUACUAUUUAAAAAAACGGAGUCGAAAAUCAAAAAAUGACGUCUCUAAAGUAUCAUUUAGACAACUUGAGCAUUCAUAAGAGUUGCUACACAUAAAAAUUGGAGCAAGUUUACUAGUAAAAACGUGCCCACAGACUAGAACAAAGAAAUAAACAUCUUAGUAAAACCAAUAGCUCCCUCGCUAUGUUCAGAAUCAUUAAUUACUUUUUUACACACCAACUAGAUUAAAAAUUGAACAAAAAAGGUCUUUUAUUGUUUCUCUAUUGAACAACAAUACUGGUAGCAUAAGUUAUAAAGACUUAAAAUAAAGGAAAAUGUUCGAUAAGUUGUUUACAGAUAGAAAAUAAGUAACUCAUAUCAUAGUAAAACUAUUAGAUCUCUUGUUAUGCUUUGAAUCUCAAAUAUAUUUAUAAUUCUCUCUUUCUCUCUCUCUCUCUUUCUUUAUGGUUUCAACCCGAAGAUUGGUUCGCAACCACGUUUCACUCUUCUCUACAAUCCGUUUUUUUUUAAUUUGCACAUAUGAAUCGCAUUUUUAGCCCAUUAUUAAUUGUUGGGUGUACUCACUCUAGUCUUGGCCUUCCUCUGAUUUUUUCCUUUCAAACAGUAAUUCUUCAAACCGAAUUAUAUGCUCUAACCAUUGAUUCCGUUCUUGUACUAUACUUUUUCAUAGUAUCUUCUGUCCAUCCAGCCAAUUUUCUACAUCCUCCUAUAACUUCACAUUCUAAUGCUUCCACUGAUAUUGUCCAGGUGUCACACCCGUAAAAUACUUCAUAUGUAUAUUUACCAUAGAUUUAUUCUAAUUUUUAAGGCUAAUAUUUUUUUUGCAGCGUUUUCUUACUAUUAAAGGCUAUUUUCGUUAGGCAAAUACAUUUUACUAUUUCACUCUUAUUCAUCAUUACUUAUGGUAUUUCCUAGAUACACAAAUUCAUCUACCUGCCUAAUUUAUUCUUUGAUUUCCUCAUAUCUUUAUUUCAUCUUCUACAUACAAGUAGGUAAUUGUUACUAUGUCAUCGACGAAGCAAAACAUACUUAUUUUUUGGCUGUAAUCCUUAUGCCUAAAUUAGUCUCUUCCUUAAUUUAUUGCUUCAUGGAUUUAUGCAUUGAAUAUAAUUGGGGAUAGUGUGCAUUCUUAUCUGACUCCUCUGUUUAUGUUCGCUUUCUCUAUAUUAUCUUGUAUUCUUAUGAUAGCUGAUUCAUACUUAUGUAAGUUGUACAUAAGUUUCCUAUCUGCAUGAUUUAUCCCCACUCUACUCAUUAUGUUAAACAUUACAGUUAAGUAAACAUUAUAUAAUGCUUUUUUGACAUCAAUAAAAACCAUUAAUGUUUGCAAAUCUUUCCAAAUCCUUUUCUUAAUACCAAUAUAACUUUCCUCAAUCCCACGUUCUUCUUAACCCAAUUUGAUCUUUUAACAGUGACUGUUAUAUCUUGGUAUCAAUAUGUUGGAAUAUUAUCUUAGUUAAUAUUUUUAAGACAUAAGGCUAGGUAUUGGUAUAGAAUUCUUCAUAUUUUUUCUUUCUUUCUUUCUUUUGGAUGGGUAUAAUUAAGCUUUUCCUUAGGCACCUUACCUGUGUCAUAAAUAUCUUUAAUAAUUUAUAUCUAAUAAUUAAUCUCUGAUAAUUUGAAAUAAUUUGUUUCUAGCUAAAAAUGCAAAAUAAAAUUAAUUUAUUCUGAACAUACGAAAUAUGAAACAAAUAUUUAGCCAAUGCUAUAUAUACCAGUGUUUCUCGAACUGUGGGUCGUGAUCCACUAAUGACUCCCUAGUCAAUUUUUAAUGGGUCGUGAAAAUUGUUUUGAAUUAUAUAGACCCCAAAAAAUGUAUUGGUUUUACAAUAAUGUUUUUUUUAUUAUUAUUAUUUGUUUUAUCUGUUUCUACCAGCAAUUUUGCUCCGAUUUUAAAGCAUAGCACUUUUUCUGAAAGGAAAUCUGAUUAGGUUGGUAUUUUUUUGAUUUUCCUAGCUGUUUUUAUAAACCACUAUGAAAAGUAAAACCAUGUGGAUCACGAUAGAUUUUCAUAGAAAAAUUUGGGUUAUGGUUCUAAAAAGAUUGAGAACCACUGCUAUAUACUGUAUAGGAUAAAGGGAAAAAUAAAUGUAAGUCAUCAACAUUUUAUAUUAUUACGUGUGAUAUUUUAAACAAAAAUGUUCCCUCCAAAUUGGAUUUUAGUAAUAAUAUUAAUAUUUAUUCAGUUUUUUCACUCUUAAAAAUUGGUAUAAUGUAGAUAAUGUUAUUAGUGUAGUGAUAUUUGAUAAUUAUGAGACUCAAUAUAAUGAAAAUUAAAUUAAUCAGUUUAGAAAUCAUUAUUUAAUCAAAUGAACACGCUAUAGAGUAUAAUUUGUUUUUAGAAAUGAGAUACAAAAAGUUUCUGUAGGUCUAGUUUAAAAUUAAGGACAUAAAAAUGUAUAUGACUUAUUAACUUUAGGCAGUUAAUAAAAUCAUUAACCAUUUUAUUUAAUAACUUCAAAUCAUUAGUAUGUUUCCUGGCAGCUAGACUGCUCAAAUUCAAUAAUUUCAGUUCAAUUUACAUUGUGAGUAAGGUUCACAUGAAAUACUUAACACAUUUUAUUUUAUAUAAAGAAAAGAAAUUGAUUUUCGAUAAACUCAAAGAUUUAUUUAAGAAAAUUGGUAGAAGAUUCCCAGUGUAUUGAUUUAUAUUCUAGAUUAAAACACAUUAGUAUAAAUAUAAUAUUUUAAGAUAUCAGGGCUUAUUAAAUUUGUAUAGAUUUUAUUAAUAACGUGCCUAAAAGUGUAGACUAGACCAGGGCAAGCUAUACUAAUAAGACAGUACCUCACUCCUGAUCUGGUGGACUGUAUUAGAAGAGAAAAAAAAGUCUUAUUAAUGGAUCCUGGUGUAGAUCAUAAUUUAUUUGAAAUAUUUAAAUAAUGCUUAUUAAAAAAGGUAGUUUAAAGUUAAAAUAAUUAACUGUUAACCAUUUUAAUAAUUUUUGUUUUUACUUUAUUAUUUUAAAUAAUAAACCUAUAGUUUAUAAAAAAAAAAACAUAUUGAUCAAAAAGUAAAAACUCAUAUUAGAAUUAUUGUAAAUUGAAUAACUUUUUAUAAUUAUUGAUUCUCUGUAAUUCAGCAGUUAAUAUAAGAAUAUAUUUAUUUUACAGUUUGUUAUUGUGGUCAAUCACAACGGCAGGUACGAUGUACACAAGAAAAUGCCUUGGUGGUAUACUAUAACUGCGAAAAACUUUGCAACAAAAAACUAGUUUGUGGAAAUCAUUCAUGUCAAAAAUCCUGUCACAGUGGUGAAUGUGAACCUUGUAUAGCAUUAGACAUUAAAUAUUGUCCUUGUGGAAAAAGAACAUUGACACAGGAUGAACUUGCCAACCGCACAUUAUGUACUUUACCAAUUCCCACAUGUGAUGAAAUAUGUGGAAAACCUUUAGAAUGCGGUCCACCUGGUUUGUUAACUAUUAUUAAUAUAUUUCUAAUUUUGUUGUUUAUUAAUUGAGUUUUUUUAAACAGAAAGUCCACAUAUAUGUGAAAAAAAAUGUCAUGAGGGUCCGUGUGCUCGCUGUGAAUUAAAAACAAAAUAUGUGUGUAAAUGUGGAAACAAAUCAAAGGAAAUAAAAUGUAAUUCUGUGACUAAUGAAUUAACAUGUAAAAGGAAAUGUAACAAGGUAAAAUAUUGAGAUUAAAUAUUAUGAGUUGUAGAUUAUAACAAUAUUUAUUUGUGGUUCGUAGACAAUGUCUUGUGGUAAACAUAGGUGCAUUGUAAUGUGUUGUAAUGCACCAAGUCAUGAGUGCAAUAGAUUUUGUAAUGGACUCUUAAAUUGCCGUCAACAUCGUUGUGAUCGUAUUUGUCAUCCAGGUAGCUGCGCUGUGUGCGUUGAAGCUAGUAAGUACAACUAUAUAAGUACAUAGUUUAUAAAUAAUUUGUUUCAAUAAAAAUAUAAAAUCUUAAACUACUGAUUAUCAUGGUAUAUUUUUCUUAAUUUUUAGAUAUAAUUUUCUCUUAUAUUAAUAUAAUUAUUUUGAUUCAGUUAUUUAAAUUGUUAUUACUAGGGCUCAGGAAUUAUUCUACUUAAAAACAUUAAAAAAGCAAAAGCAGUAAAACUGUAGAAGGAUUUAAAAGUUCCUCCUCGAACGAUUUUUACUUAGUAAAUUUCCUUACACUAUAUAAAUUAUUAACUAAAGUUAUUUUUUUUUAUAGUAAGUAUAAUUUUAUUUAAAUAAAUUUACUUUUGGGGGGCCUUUAUAGGGUCUUAAAUUCCUUAGACCAUAUUUUCUUAAAAUAUUUUUUUGAAGUGCUUUUUUGACUUUUUUAAGCGGAAUAAAUCCCGAGCUCUAGUGAAUACAUUUUUCUUUUAAGUGAUUCUUUUUUAGAAAUAGUGAAAAUUUCAAAAUUAAUAAUAAUAAAAUCACAAUUUAUUACAUUAAGGUUUAAUAAAAAUAAAUUUAAUACAAUUAUCUCCCAAGUGUUCUAUUUGGAAAGUAGUGUUUUUUUCUUUGUGAACCAAAAUUUACAUACAUUUUCCAAAAUUGUAUUUAUAAUAAUUGAUAUGUGUGAAUUAAACUGUUUUUGUUGAAGUGAUGCAUAUGCAAAGCUAUAUGUUAACAUUUAUUGUUAACUAAUUUAUUCUGAUGACUUAUGUUGGUCAACAUGUAUAUAAAUUAUAAAAAUGUAACAUAUUUCUAUAGAAACUAUUUUCUUUUAAAAUUAAUGGGUUAAAUUAAUUUUAAUAGGUUUUGAAGAUCUGUAUUGUAGAUGUGGCAACAGUUCUAUUGCUCCUCCAGUCAGGUGUGGUACUCGUCGUCCACUAUGUAUAUUACCUUGUUCACGUGAACAUGAAUGUGAUCAUCCAGCAACUCAUAUUUGUCACGAUGAAGAAGAAUGCCCUCCUUGCAUAUAUCUUACUGAAAAAUUAUGUUAUGGUGGUCAUGAGGUAAUUCAAUGCAACACAUAUUAAACACUAUACAGUGUUUUUAGUAAAUUUGUUAUUUGUAUUAUAUUUAGUUACGUUUUGCUAUACCAUGUCACAUAAAAAAUGUAUCAUGUGGAAUGCCGUGUGGCUAUCCACUACCAUGUAAACGCCAUACGUGUGUAAAACCAUGCCAUCCACUGCCUUGUAAUACAGGGCCGUGUAACUUACCAUGUGAAUUGCUAAAACCAGAUUGCGGACAUCCAUGUUCCAAACCUUGUCAUGACGGUCCAUGUCCUCAGAGAGCAUGUAAAACAAUGGUAAAACUCAUUAGCUUCACAAUAAAAAUAUAUAUAUAUAUAUAUGUGUGUGUAAUGUGUGAUUAUUCUUUGUAGGUAAAUGUCAGUUGUAUUUGUGGGAAUUUGACAGAAGCAAGAUUAUGUUCAGACACUAAAGUAAUUGAAUAUCGGCUAAACCUUAAAACACAAUCAAUGAGUCUCCUAGAUAAUAUUAUUGACUCACCGCCGACCAUAAAAUCAUAUAAGAUGUAAGUUUAUAUAUUAGUUUAGAUAACUAUACUUUUAAAAAAUUCUUCCUUGUAUAUUUAUUUGAAAUAGUAUUGUAUCAAUCAAACCAGUGUUAAUCUGGUUUGAUAAUAUAAUUAUUAGAAAAUAUUAAAUCUAUGUUUAUUAUUAAUUUUUAGUCUGGAAUGUACAACAGAAUGUGCUAAACUUGAAAGAAACAGACGCAUAGCCCUAGCAUUACAAAUUCGUAACCCAGAUUUAUCACCUAAUGUUACUCCACGAUAUUCUGACUUUAUGAAAGAAUUUGCAAAAAAGGACCCUCCAUUUUGUAAUUAUGUGCACGAAAAACUUGCUGAACUUGUUACUAAUGCAAAACAAGUGUGUAAUUAUAAUUAAAUUAACUAUAAAUAAAUAAAAUUAUAUAUCAUUGUUUAUUAUUUUUUUUUUUUUUUGAUUAGUCCAAACAAAAUUCACGAAGUCAUUCAUUUGAAGUGAUGAAGUACGAAAAACGAAAAUUGGUUCAUGAGUACUGUGAACAUUUUGGUUGUGAGUCAGUAGCUUAUGAUGCUGAGCCUCAUAGGAAUGUUGUAGCUGUAGCUCUAAAGGAAAAAGUAAUUAUCUUUUACAUUUUACUUUAUUAAUUAAUUUAUACAUUUUUGGCAAAGCUGGACAGUUUUGUCUGGACUUGCUAUAAAGUUUUGUUACUUUUUUAGAUACCUUUUAACUGAACUAGUUUUUUUUUUUACAAAAAAAUAGAAUGUUAGAAAAUAAGUUAGUUAUUUGUUAAAAUUUCAGUUUUUAUUUAUUAUACUAUACCUAAUAAAGUUAACAUAUUGUAAGUUUAACAUAACUAGUUAUUUACGAUUCAAUUAGUAGAUUAUAUGUUUAUGUGUAGAUAAGGGAAAUUUAAAAAAAGUAACUUUUAUAAGUUCUCACUUUCAUGAAGAAUUUUACUUAUUUUUUUUAAGAUAAUUAAUAUUGCCUAUUAAUCACUUAUUAUAAUUGUUUUAGUCUUGGCUUCCAAAUUAUAGUGUGGUUGAAGUUCUUCAACGUGAAAAUGGAUGCCCACGAGUUAACCCAUUUGCAAGUAUAAAAAACCGUAACACUAUAAUUUUAAAUAAAAAAUUGUAA